AUUUAUUAAAAAGAGCAUUCUACUUUAUUUGCAUCAAUUCCCAAAACAAAAAAGGACAUCAAACCCAAAUCUUAAACAAAGAUUUUGAAAAUCCUCUUGACGUCCACUAUGACUAUGUUGUUGUUGUUGUUGUGGGAAAGAUUCCCUCUUUUCUGAAUUCUGCCAAUUUCACUCUUUUUUUUUUUUGGCGGGUAAACCCUCCUAAUUUGCUCGAACAAAUUACGCACUAAAAUCUAAUCCAAUCCCUUUUCCCGCUUUUCCAUCUUUACAUUUAUUUUUCCUUUUUUCUUUUGCCCCCACUGUGUGUUGUCUCUUUAUUGCAGACUUUUUCUUUUUAUUUCUUUUUCGAAAACUUUGUGUUUAAAAAUGUCAGGAAAGUGUAAAAACAAGACAAAAGUUGAGGCUUUAAUAUUGGGUUUCCCACAUUUUGGAGAGAGAAAGUGAUGGUAUUUCGAGGGUGAAAAUUGAAUGAAAUUGGGCGAGAGACGAAAGUACAUUGCCUUUAUUUUGGUGGGUUUUUGUUCUUUUAAUCUAAUUUCAGUAGCUUUUUUGGAAGCUAGUUUCUGUUUGCUACUAGGGUUCUUCAGGGCGAAAAAAAACUUUCCCUUGUUCGUUUUUUGCUUGUUUGUUCUUACUCAAAUGUCAUUUGUGAAUUGCAGAUUUUGAAGACCCUUCUGCUUCACUUUCAUUUUGCCUCUCUCUUUGAGUUUUGCAACGAAUGUACCUACUGUACAGUCUUUGGAGAGCAAAGGUUUUUCACCAUUCUGUAAAAAUUGAAGCUUGAAGAGGAAGCCCUUUUCUCUGGGGCUAAUUCCCAGCUAGGAUUCACAUUUGGGUCUGCAUUCCCAGCUGGGAGGGUAAUGUAUGGUGAGGAAAUGCUGAAUGUUCUGUGGCCGGAUCUACGAAAGUGACACUGUAUUGGUGGGGUAUUUCUUAACAACAUUAUUAGUCUGCAUCAGUUACUGUUCGUUCACUCGUGUUUUUUUUAUGGAAUAAUCUCUGUAGCCUUUGGAGUUUGAAGCUUGUUGAUGGUCUCACUCUGUUUUUGUUAUGCUAUUGAAAUUACUACCAUUUGAAAUUGAAGAAGGUUGUCUUUCUUUGGUAAAAUGCUGAGGCUAUAGGUUGGAAAUCCAGUUGGUUGAUGCUCAUUUUGGUCAGUCAAGUGUAGUAAUGUUUCUGUAAUUGUUCAUUGUGUCUGAACCUUUUGGGUAAUAUUAUUCUGAAGAGUGGAUAUUCCUCCAAGUUUCAAUUUACCUGCAGAAGUUAAAGAUAGAGUUGAGAUUUUCUUGGCCCAGUAUGCAGCUAAUUGGUAUUUUCACAUUAGCACUUUGCUUUCUGCCUGCUCUCGGGCAACUUCCUUCACAGGACAUAUUAGCUUUGCUUGAGUUCAAGAAAGGAAUCAAACAUGAUCCUACUGGAUAUGUGGUUCAGUCGUGGAAUGAGGAGUCCAUUGACUUUAAUGGAUGUCCCUCUUCUUGGAAUGGCAUAAUGUGUAAUGGUGGCAAUGUUGCUGCAGUUGUUCUUGACAACCUUGGGUUAUCAGCGAAUGUAGAUUUGAGUGUAUUUUCGAACUUGACAAUGCUGGUGAAACUUUCAAUGGCUAACAACUCUAUUAGUGGGAAGGUGCCCAAUAACAUAGGUGACUUCAAGAGCCUUGAAUAUCUUGAUUUAUCAAACAACCUGUUCUUCUCAUCCUUGCCUACUGGGAUUGGAAACUUGGGGAGCUUGAGGAACUUUUCAUUGGCGGGUAAUAACUUCUCUGGCUCAAUACCAGACAGCAUUUCGGGUCUGCGAUCGAUUCAGUCUAUGGACUUAAGUCACAACUCGUUUUCUGGGGAACUGCCAUCAUCUUUAAUGAAGUUGAUGAGCUUAGUGUAUCUCAAUUUGUCCCUAAAUGGGUUCACAAAGAGCAUCCCGAAAGGUUUUGAGCUGAUGACAAAUCUUGAGGUUCUUGACUUGCAUGGCAAUAUGUUCGAUGGGAAACUGGAUUCAGAGAUGUUGCUGUUCACUACUGCUAUCCAUGUUGAUCUCAGUGGAAAUUCUCUAGUGAGUUCAGCUUCUCAGCAGCAAAAAUUUCUACCAGGAAUUUCUGAGACGAUCAAGCAUUUAAAUCUUAGCCACAAUCAACUGACGGGUUCACUUGUUGGCGAGGCAGAAGCAUUUGGUAAUCUGAAGGUCUUGGAUUUGAGCUACAAUCAGCUAUCAGGGGAAUUACCCGCCUUUAACUUUGUUUAUGACCUUGAGGUUCUUAGACUCAGUAACAACAGAUUCUCUGGUUUUAUCCCUAAUGACCUUUUGAAGGGUGGUUCUUUGGUUCUUACGGAGUUGGAUUUGAGUGGUAACAACCUUACAGGGCCAGUCAGUAUGAUUACAUCAACCACAUUACGGAAUCUUAACCUUUCCUCAAAUGCACUUUCUGGUGAGCUUCCUCCACUCACUGGAAGUUGUUCAGUAAUUGAUCUAUCCAGCAACCAAUUUGAGGGAAAUUUGACGAAAUUGCUUAAGUGGGGAAACCUUGAAACUAUUGAUUUGAGCCAGAAUAGAUUGACUGGACCGAUACCUGAGGUAACUGCUCAAUUUUUACGUUUGAAUUACCUUAACAUCUCUAGCAAUGGAUUGAGCGGCUCCCUCCCAAAAGUCCUUGUGCAAUUUCCGAAAAUUGCCAUCCUUGAUCUCAGUUUCAACCAGUUGGAUGGAGCUCUUCUGAGCAACCUUUUAUCUUCACCUACACUUGAAGAGCUUCACCUACAGAGAAACAGACUGAAUGGCAGCAUCGAUUUCUCGCCACCAACAUCAUCAAAUGCAUCGAAUCUUCGAGUCCUCGAUCUUUCUCAUAAUCAGUUCAAUGGCUACUUCCCUGAUGGGUUUGGUUCUCUAUCUGAACUUCAAGGUCUGAAUAUUGCAGAAAAUAACUUUUCUGGUUCUCUUCCUACUUCUAUGGGCAAUAUCAGAUCACUAAAUUCCCUAGAUAUUUCUCAGAACGAUUUCACUGGUCCACUGCCAAAGAAUUUGUCUGAUAGUCUUCAAACCUUUAAUGCAUCAUACAAUGAUCUUUCAGGAGUUGUCCCAGAGAAUUUGAGAAAAUUUCCUUUGUCUUCUUUCUAUCCUGGAAAUUCAAAUCUACAAUUCCCAAAUCCUCCACCUGGUUCAGGCCAGCUUCCAGCUAAAAAUUCGAGGAAGAGACGGAUCAAAACUAUUGUUAAAGUUGUAAUAAUAGUUGCUUGUGUGCUUUUCCUUGUUAUUCUCAUCCUGCUUGCCAUUUUCAUCCACUAUACCCGCAUAUCAAAGAAGCCCCUGCCGGCUUUGCCUAGUAAAAACAGCCGUCGACAAGGCUCGAAUCCCCCAGCUGCCAGCGGAAGAGAUGCUGGUGGUGGUUUGGUAGUUUCAGCUGAGGAUCUGAUGACUACUAGGAAAGGUUCGUCUUCUGAGAUCAUCAGUCCUGAUGAGAAAAUGGCCGCUAUCACUGGCUUCUCUCCAUCUAAGGCCAGCCAUUUCUCCUGGUCACCUGGGUCUGGAGAUUCCUUUACGGCUGAAAAUCUUACACGUCUGGAUGUGAGAUCACCUGACAGGUUAGCUGGUGAGCUGUACUUUCUUGAUGAUACCAUCUCGUUUACGCCUGAAGAAUUAUCAAAAGCUCCAGCCGAAGUGUUGGGAAGGAGUAGUCAUGGGACAUCAUACCGGGCAACUCUGGACAAUGGUUUGUUCCUGACAGUGAAGUGGUUACGAGAAGGAGUUGCAAAGCAAAGAAAAGAUUUUGCUAAGGAGGCUAAAAAGUUUGCUAAUAUAAGGCAUCCAAAUGUAGUGACUCUAAGAGGGUAUUAUUGGGGGCCAACACAGCAUGAGAAGUUAAUUCUUUCAGAUUAUAUCUCGCCAGGAAGUCUUGCAAGUUUUCUCUAUGAUCGACCAGGAAGGAAGGGACCACCCCUAACCUGGGCUCAGAGACUCAAGAUAGCAGUUGAUGUUGCACGAGGCCUGAACUACCUCCACUUUGAUCGUGCAGUACCCCAUGGAAACCUAAAAGCCACUAACAUACUGCUGGAUGGGCCAGACUAUAAUGCACGUGUUGCUGAUUACAGCCUCCACCGCCUCAUGACACAUGCUGGCACCAUUGAACAGAUUCUUGAUUCUGGUGUACUGGGUUAUCGUGCACCUGAAUUGGUUGCAGCUAAAAAGCCCUUGCCUUCGUUCAAAUCAGAUGUUUAUGCUUUUGGUGUUAUUCUACUGGAACUGCUGACUGGGAAGUGUGCCGGCGAUGUGGUAUCUGGUGAGGAUGGAGGAGUUGACUUGACAGAUUGGGUUAGGCUGAGGGUGGCAGAAGGCCGGGGGUCGGAUUGCUUUGAUGCAGCAUUAUUACCUGAAGUGGGGAAUCCUGCAGCAGAGAAAGGAAUGAAGGAGGUCCUGGGAAUUGCUUUACGCUGUAUACGCUCUGUAUCUGAAAGGCCUGGUAUCAAGACCGUAUACGAGGACCUCUCGUCUAUAUAGUUUGUCCAUUUUCUGUAGUGAACAGUGAGAAAAAAGUGGGAAUCAAUUAGCUCAUUGACCUCCCCAUUUCAGUAGUUGAACUAGGAAUUCUUUUGGUGUGCUGAGCUGAUUUUCUAACCAUUAGGUUUGGUGCAUAUUUUCAAUGUAUACUAGGCACCUCGUCGGUUGACAAUCUUUCUGUGUAUUGGCCAGCCUUAAAAUCUAAGUCUAAUUGUGAGAAAGUUCCAUCCUUUAUGCUUCAGGCGCCGGCCUAAGUUGAUAUUAGGAGCCCUUCUUACAGGUUUGUCUUCACAUUUCUUAGGUGCUGGUGAUGAUAAAGAUAUAUUUUUCUGGAACGGAUCCAGAAAUGCGAGUGUUAUGCACAUACAAUGGCUUGUGCAUUAGGUCAAAUUCAUCAAGAGGGACACUAAAUUAGCAAAGGAGAUGAAGAAGGAUGAAUAUAACAGAAAGGAAAGGUAUGUAGUGAAAGAAUCCAAGAUUGGACGGCCUUAUGGCCUAUGCAUUGUCUCAGAGUGUGAGAAAUUUUUUGGGCAGACUUGAAAAGAGUCACGAGGGAAACAUUGAGAAGAGGUCGAAAACUCUGCAACCCUUGAGUACCAUACUACCCCACUACCACUAGUCUUAGUCAUAACAGGUGUAGUAAAACGUCACAGUAUACCCAAUGACGGAUUCAGGGGGAGUCAGGGUGGUCGAUCGACCCAGUAACGGAUUCAUGUGGGGUCAGGGUGGUCGAUCGACCUCCGGCCGGCCGGAUUUGGCCAAAUUUUUUCAUAGUAG
Oldenlandia corymbosa var. corymbosa is the source of this 5259-nucleotide messenger RNA. The record is from the annotation of a GenBank genome assembly. NCBI's taxonomy places the organism in Eukaryota, Viridiplantae, Streptophyta, Magnoliopsida, Gentianales, Rubiaceae.